AUGGCAUUCAACUCGAUGUACCGCGCGUUGAGGCUCCGUUUGGUGAACCAUGAUGAUGAUGCCACAACCUCGGGCAUAACGCUGGAUGACUCGGAUAAGCGCGUGAUACGGCUGAACGGGACACAGUUUCAAAAGUAUUGUAACAAUCAUAUCUCAACCGCUAAAUAUAGUGUCCUUAGUUUUUUACCGUCGUUUUUGUUCGAGCAGUUUCGACGUUAUUCGAACUGCUUUUUUCUGUUCAUCGCCCUGCUGCAGCAGAUCCCGGAUGUAUCGCCAACCGGUCGCUACACGACGCUCGUGCCUCUAAUGUUCAUCCUCGCGGUGAGCGCGAUCAAGGAAAUCGUCGAAGACUUUAAGCGGCAUCGGGCCGACGACGAGAUUAACCAUCGUGAGAUAGAGGUGCUCCAGAAUGGCCAAUGGGGAUCGAUCAAGUGGCAGGAGCUUGCGGUCGGGGACAUCGUCAAGGUGCAGAACAACACGUUCUUCCCCGCCGACCUGGUGCUGCUGUCGUCUAGCGAACCGCAGGGCAUGUCUUUCAUCGAGACAUCCAACCUAGACGGCGAAACGAACCUAAAGAUCCGCCAGGGCGUCCCGAAUACGUCCAAAAUACUGGAGACAAAAGAUUUCACCCAGUUUUGUGGUACGCUCGAGAGCGAACCACCGAAUCGGCAUCUGUACGAGUUCAAUGGUGUGCUGAAGGAGCACGGGAAAGCGGCGGUGGCUCUGGGCCCGGACCAGCUGUUACUACGAGGCGCUAUGCUACGUAACACCGCCUGGAUAUUCGGAAUCGUUAUCUACACCGGUCACGAUACGAAACUUAUGCGAAACUCUACCUCAGCGCCUUUGAAGCGCUCUACCGUUGACAGACUGACAAACACGCAAAUUCUAAUGUUAUUUUUCAUUCUGAUCAUUCUGUGUAUCGUGAGUUGCAUUUUCAACCAAAUUUGGACGAACGAACAUUUUAAAAAGGACUGGUACUUAGGCAUCGGCAAUCUUUUGAACAAAAAUUUUGCCUACAAUUUGCUUACAUUUAUUAUUCUGUACAACAAUUUGAUUCCAAUAUCGCUGCAAGUUACGUUAGAGCUGGUUCGGUUUCUGCAGGCAAUCUUCAUCAAUAUGGAUAUCGAUAUGUACCAUGAGGAAUCGGAUACGCCGGCUAUGGCGCGAACGUCCAAUCUUAACGAGGAGCUCGGUAUGGUGAAGUACGUGUUUUCCGACAAGACGGGCACGCUGACGCGAAACGUGAUGGAGUUCAAAAAGUGCACCGUGGCGGGCGCGAUGUAUAUGGUAGAGGAAACGCCGGCCCAGUCCCGGCUGGUACAGAACAUCAUCAACAAUCAUCGUUCGGCACCAACGUUGCGUGAAUUUUUAACUCUGAUGGCAAUCUGUCACACGGUUAUUCCGGAAAAGCAGCCAGGCGACAGCAUGAGUGACAUCCAGUACCACGCAGCCAGUCCAGAUGAGCGUGCGUUGGUAUAUGGGGCGAAAAAAUUUGGUUACGUUUUCUACACCCGAACGCCGACAUACGUCGAGAUCGAAGCACUCGGAGUGCAAGAGCGGUUCGAAAUACUUAACGUGCUGGAGUUCACCUCCACUCGCAAGCGCAUGUCGGUGAUCGCGCGCAACUCAAAGAGUGAAAUCAAGCUAUACUGCAAAGGAGCUGAUACGGUCAUCUAUGAGCGGUUGGCACCGGACGGGGUAGCCUACCGCGAGUCAACCCUAAGCCAUUUGGAAGAAUUUGCCACUGAGGGCCUGCGGACGCUUUGCUGUGCCGUAUCCGACAUCCCGGACGAUGUUUACGAAGACUGGAAGCAUACUUAUCACAAGGCAUCCACCUCGCUGCAAUACCGCGAACAAAAAGUCGAAGAUGCUGCCAACUUGAUCGAAACCAAUCUGCGGCUGCUUGGUGCUACGGCAAUCGAGGAUAAGCUUCAGGACGGUGUGCCAGAAACGAUAGCGUCGCUGUUAGAGGCCAAGAUUAACGUGUGGGUACUGACUGGUGACAAGCAAGAGACGGCGAUCAACAUCGGAUACUCCUGUCAGUUGCUGUCCCAUUCAAUGGAUUUAAUAUUGCUAAAUCAAGAUUGUUUGGACAACACUCGCAGCUGCAUACUGGAGCAUACUAGUAAUGGGCGUUUCGAUAACAUGGGCCGAAAAGAUGCCGCCCUGAUCGUGGAUGGAAAAACCCUGAAAUACGCUCUAAGCUGUGAUCUACGCAGGGACUUUCUUGAUCUGUGCAUCUCGUGCAAGGUCGUAAUCUGCUGCCGUGUUUCUCCAAUUCAAAAAGCCGAGGUCGUGGAGCUGGUGACCACCAACACAAAAUCGGUUACGCUGGCGAUCGGUGACGGGGCAAACGAUGUGGCCAUGAUACAGAAAGCGAACGUUGGUGUUGGGAUAUCAGGUGUUGAAGGACUACAGGCAGCAUGUGCAUCCGAUUAUUCAAUCGCGCAGUUCAGUUAUCUUCGAAAGCUAUUGUUAGUGCAUGGUGCUUGGAAUUAUAGCCGUAUGUGCAAACUGAUCCUGUACAGCUUCUACAAAAACAUUUGCUUAUACGUGAUAGAGCUUUGGUUUGCGAUCUACUCCGGAUGGUCCGGCCAAAUUUUGUUCGAACGAUGGACAAUCGGUUUAUAUAACGUAUUUUUUACUGCGUUACCACCUUUUGCGAUGGGCCUGUUCGAUAAAGUAACAUCAGCAGAACAGAUGUUAAAAGAACCGAGACUAUACGCGCCAUCGCAAAAUGCCAAACUGUUUAACGUGAAAGUAUUUUGGCGCUGCAUCGCAAAUGCCCUGUAUCAUUCGGCAGUGCUAUUUUGGCUGUCGAAGAAGUCCUAUGAGAAGGACGUAAUCUGGAGUAACGGACGGGAUGGAGGAUAUUUAGUGUUAGGCAACAUAGUUUACACGUUUGUAGUGGUAACGGUGUGCUUGAAAGCGGGUCUUCUUACCAACUCAUGGACGUGGUUAACGCAUUGUUCGAUCUGGGGAUCGAUACUACUGUGGUUCAUAUUUAUAUUCAUUUACAGCAACAUUUGGCCAGCAUUACCAGUAGGUGCUGUGUUUACAGGCAUGGAUGACAUGGUCUUCUCAACGCCUGUGUUUUGGUUAGGUCUACUACUAAUUCCGAUAUCAGCACUGCUUUUAGACAUUGUUUGGAAAGUAUAUCGAACUUAUAGGAAGGAUAAAAUGCUAACACCACCCAUGAAGGAAUCAAGAUCUUCAACUAUGCAUGCCUUGGGAUCGAUUAUCCGGUAUGGAUACGCCUUCUCGCAGGAGGAGGGCGGCACGGUGACGCAAACCGACGUCAUCAGAGCGUACGACACGAACCUGCCAAAACCGGACGGAAACUGAGUGUACCGCGGGUGCGCGUACUGCUACGACAGUUACUAUACCGUGUGCUGAGGAAACGCUGCGGCUUCCGGCCGCUUCCGUGGCCUUUUCAUCGGUUCCGGUGCAAGCGGCCCGGCCGGCGAAGCGCAACCCCGUUCGCUGUGUCGGUGUAACCGUGUAUAAACGUAAGUAAAUCGACACAUCAAGGGUGCAUCGUUGUUAAAUUUGGCCAAAUUACGAUCCUUGUGAAAAGAAAAAUUAAAAGCCCCUUGGCAAAAGCACGAAACCGGCAUUACAAAUGCCGGAACG
Anopheles nili is the source of this 3633-nucleotide messenger RNA. RefSeq names its product probable phospholipid-transporting ATPase IA (gene ATP8A). Gene Ontology annotation, cellular component: plasma membrane. Gene Ontology annotation, molecular function: ATPase-coupled intramembrane lipid carrier activity; ATP binding; magnesium ion binding. The record is from RefSeq and is a predicted model, not a curated record. NCBI's taxonomy places the organism in Eukaryota, Metazoa, Arthropoda, Insecta, Diptera, Culicidae. The transcript has 17 exons. Gene Ontology annotation, biological process: phospholipid translocation. Bases 1 to 3345 code for a protein of 1114 amino acids.